GGUUAUUAACUGUGUUACUAAGGAGGCGACAGCAACGACAGCGAGUGGACAGACAGGAAGAGCCUCUGUGGCCGCGUCAGCUUCAUUUGGGAGCCUCUUUCCCCUCGUGUGCUUCAUCCGCUUCAAAUCUGUUGAUUUAACUGCUUACAAGAGGACUUUAACCACCGGGCGGCGCAAUUGGGACCAAAGUCACGGCCUUGGAUCUUCUGUUCUUCAGACUCAUUUCAAACUCUGCAGGUAAAAAUGCCAAGAGAGCAAGUAGAGAGCUGCUGGGCUGUUUGCUGUUUGGCAACACAGGCGUUUAUGCUCAGCCUCAUAUAAACACAGGGCCAACCAGACCAGACUGCUUCUCUGAUGUCCACUGCGCCAUGCGGUGGAGACAGUCUUCCUUAAACCCUAAUAAGGCUGCACAUGUGCGCCAGAGAUUCAUGCUGCAUGUGUUCCUCGUUUUGCUUGGCUUGAACAUUUUAGUGGUUCAUUUUUUACCUGGAAACGUUAGCAGCAGUCUAACAAAAAUAUUUGAAAUUAAAAGACCAAAAAUAUUGUUUCAACUAUAUGCAAGUGCAUAAAGAAACAAUUUUCGCUUGGAGAUUACAUUUUAUCGCAUCAAAUUCCCAACUCAAGUGUCUGAACUGUGAUAGAGGUUGAUGUGCACGUGAUAGGACACGAUCUCUUCCUUCCUGCGAUAGACAUAGAGCUGAACUUUGACUGUUGCUGGGUGUUAGUUCAAACGGGGAGCGGGUUACCCUGGAUGUGGAAGUGCGAACCCAGCCACGCACUCCUUUGUCUCUCGUGAAAAAUAAAUACUUCCGUUGGAUGUAAUAAAACGCUGCAUUAUUGUUCAUAACUGCACUCGGGACGAACAUGAGACGACUCAAACGGCCUCUUCGGCCACCAUUAUGGGGCCUGAUCAAAGCCAGUGGUCAGGGCAAAGUGUUUUCAUGAUACAAUGGCCGGCAGCUGUGAAAAUGAAGAUUUAAUACCUGUAAUUAAUAACUGUAACACCGAGAUAUUGAUAGCUUCCAUCCACAGGCCAACAUCAUGAAGUGCGCAUGCCAAAACAACUCAAUUCGGGGCAGGCAUUAUUAAUUGAUGUAUUUGGUUUCCUUUGGGGAUCAAGUGUCCCACAAAGAAGGACUCACCGUGGUCAAAUGUGUUGACUUUGAGGCUACUGUUGAUGCUUUGUUGGAAAUAGUGAAGGAAGAGUCAGUGGUUUUGAAUUUUUGUAUAGAAAACGGCUACAGCGCAAUUUUUAGCUCCAAAACCCCGGAAAACAUCUCUCAGUAAUUUACCUGACGUGUCAGUUAAUUUUUUAAGUGGUUCACAAUUACAAACAACAUAAUUCCAUAUGUGUUUAUAUAUCUGGAAAUGUUUGCAUUUUGAGGCAACAGUGAUUGACAAAACAGAGUUAGCGCAUUCGGUGACAAAAUCGUGGACGUAAAGUUGCGAUUAAUAAAUGGAUUUCUUCCAAAUUUCCCUGGUGCAACAGGCUGCAAUGAAAUCCGCAAGGCAGGGAGCCACCUGGGUCUGGUAAUGACAAAGCAAGCCAAGAUUAACUUCAGCCUGGAACGCGCAAUAGAGUGCACAUGUCCAAGGACACGGCGAGAUGGAAAAAGAGUUUUAUUGUGGCUCUCAUUGACCCAAAUUGGAUCGACUGGGUGAGAUGUACAUGAGCUUUAGGUUUGCUUCACUGCGGCAAAUCGAAGCUCCUCACCCUCACACGCCACACUUUAGGGUUUCUACAAAUACAGUGUGGAUAAUUAAACGGGGCAAAAAAGAAGGCACGCCGGCGUAAUUUUAAAAUUAAAUACGUCCAACUGUUUUAAAAAUAUGGACGGAGUUAAACGAGAUUGGUGAAUGUAUCAUUAAAGCAAUUUUAGUAAUUAGUAGACAUAUUUUUAAAUAUUUACCGGAAAAAAAGGCGCAUUAAAUAAAAAUUCUAAUUCGUAUUUUAUUCCAAGACAUUUAUCAGGAUUUUGUUUUUUUCUUUGCUCAUCUUACUUCUUCAAAGCCUUUUGAUGUUUUUUAGGGCAAAAAAAAAAAAAAAAAAAAAUCGGUGUUAUUGUAGUUAUUUUUACUGCGUUUGGUAUAUUUCACCUUUUUUCUAAGAAAAAAUAAAUUAAAUUGAAAACCGACUUGUGUGUGACAAAUUAUUAACAGCAUCCUCUACGAAAACGAAAUAAAACAAUGCAGGCAUUGGGUUAAGUAUGUAUAUGAGCAGCGUUCCAAGCGUUGAAUUACACAAACAUAAUUCUAAAUUCAAACUGUCGAUGACGCACAGAAAGCGCUUUUUUCUGUUCUUGGUAAUUUCUUUUCAAGGCGAAUUCAAGCUUCACUUUCAGACUCUUAAUGUCACUCGUGACUCUCAGGUAUUUCAUGUUUGAUGGUGACUCAAAUUCUCUGACAAUUUAAUUCCUAAUUUCCUCUUUUUACCAAUGAACUACUUAGGUUAGGGUAUUGUAAUGGGUGGAUUUUUGAAAUAAAAAUUUAUUUUUCAACAAACGUUUGACUUAACAAUCCUUUUAUAAAGUCCAGGAGAGUCCAUUUUAAUGUCAGAUUGUUGAAUGAAGCACUGAGAUUUGUUGUAAAAGUACAUUUGCAUGUCCACGGGAAACUUAUUUAUUUUAUUUGAAAUCUCUUUAGAUUAAGAUUCCACUUAAAUACAUGUUUUUUCCGAAAUGAAUUUUUCUGCACUUUGCUGCGUGUCUCUUCCUCUGUAGGUGGGUUAUAAGGCGAGGUGAGGGAACACACUAGUCGGUCCUCCGUCUUUUUUCUCUGCCUCCAUUAUGGAGAUCGUCCAACAAAUACGUAGCUGCCGAGUGGGAGGGACCUCCUCUUUUCCAGUCUUUUCAUUGGUCUGGGGCCUACCCUGGAGAGGGGGUGCCUCUAAUCAUAUCCAGCAUGUUUUGUACGAGAAAUGUCAGCCAGAAAGGGCUAUCUUCUUCCUUCGCCAAAAUACACUACAAUAAUGUCAUGUUCGGAGAGUCCGUCAGGAAACGCGUUCUUGGUGGAUUCUCUAAUCAGUGGUCGCACCGAGAGUGGAGGAGGUCACUACAGUGGGGGUGCACUGUGCGUCCCUCACAGCACCGCUGCAGAAGUGCCUUAUGGACUACACAGCUACGGAUACUUCCCAGGGAUGACGAAACGGGGUGAGAUGGGUCCCCAAAACGUGGCUUCCGCCUCAGGUGCGUACAUGUCCAAUGUGGAGAUGUGGAUGGACACGCAGAGGUCAUGUCGAAUGGAGCAAGAGCACCCUGUGGGUCCCCAGGUCGCGCACUGCUCGUUCCCGCAGAACAUCAAAGAAGAGAGCACCUACUGCCUGUACGAACAGCCGAAGUGCCCCAAAGCCUCCACCGCCGAAGACCUGACAUAUUCAAGGUUAACUACAGCCGGCCUCGGGUCGAGUUCUUGUACAGCUACCGAUGGAGGCGGCAGCGGGGGCUCAGUGCCUGUCCCGGGUUACUUCCGCUUGUCUCAGACGCACGCACAUUCUCAUAAACUUUACAACACCAACGGCCCCCAGUCGAACCCUUCCCAUUCUCAUUUUGGCCUCCACCCCACCGCGCCUGCACGUUUUCUCUCUCCGCCAACCUCGACUUCUGCUCGAGCCACGGACCAGGAGACCAAGGACGCCGAGGAGCCCGUGUCCUCAGGAAACGCAGACCCGCAGCCUCGCACAGCGUUGGGCGCCGAGGAGGCGCAGGAGUCCUCGGAUGGAGAAAUCUCCUCCGGAGACGAAACGGAAGAGAACGACAAAGAAAGACCAUCAAAGGUCAUAAAAGGAGGCGCAAAAACUGAAAACAUGGCCAACUGGCUGACGGCAAAGAGCGGCCGAAAGAAACGCUGCCCUUACACCAAACACCAAACACUGGAGCUGGAGAAGGAGUUCCUCUUCAACAUGUACCUGACCCGAGAGCGCCGCCUAGAGAUUAGCAAAAGCGUCCACCUGACGGACAGGCAGGUCAAGAUCUGGUUCCAGAACCGCCGGAUGAAACUGAAGAAGAUGACGCGGGAGAACAGAAUCCGAGAGCUCACUUCCAACUACGGCUUUUCGUGAUGGUGGAGGUGAUCACGGCGCAAAAAGGUGAUCUCAAUGACGUCCACCAUCCAACGCCCACCUCCUCCCUCACUCUGUCCACGCAAUGACUCAUUUCACUGUGGGGUGCAACUUUCUUUCAUUUCCAGACCCAAAUGUCAGUGCAUCCUCAUCUGUGACCUACUGAGAAAAAUCAAAGCAAUAUCACUGAACUUCAUCCAACUCUGAUGCUGUGUUUUUUGUACCUCAUAUCCUCUGUUGUGCAGAUGGCUUUAGUGCACAUUUGUAGUCCAAAAGAUGCAGCUUUAGUAUCCCGCUAUAAAAUGUUCUAUUCAAAGAAAAAAAGAACAUAUAUUUUACAAAUAUUUGGAUCUGCAUGGUUUCCUAAUAAUCUUCGUUUUGACAAAAUUUCAAAAAUCCUACUUUACGCACUGGAAAAUCGCCACAUUUUGAAAGUUUAAAAAAGUGUACAGUGAAAUAAACUCGAAUCCAUGUAUACAUCAAAUAAAAAAGGAAGUGUACUUUUGCUCAAACUGAAGUUUAGCGCGCAUGCAGCGUGGAAAGGGAAGGAGGAAUGUUUUUAUUGUAUAUUUCUGUGUACAUAUAGCAUUGUGUUUUUGUGUAAUGCUUAAUAAAUUAUCAGCUCACACUAAAGAGGAACUGCUUGCCUUUUUAUAAUCUGUACAAACUCUAUAUAGGAUAUGGAAAGGUUUAAUAAAUACGUUUCCAAAAU
Molecule: messenger RNA, 4769 nt
Organism: Oryzias latipes (Japanese medaka)
Lineage: Eukaryota; Metazoa; Chordata; Actinopteri; Beloniformes; Adrianichthyidae
Product: homeobox protein Hox-A10a
Biological process (GO): regulation of transcription by RNA polymerase II
Cellular component (GO): nucleus
Molecular function (GO): DNA-binding transcription factor activity, RNA polymerase II-specific; RNA polymerase II cis-regulatory region sequence-specific DNA binding
Source: RefSeq, a predicted model, not a curated record